Messenger RNA from Euleptes europaea (tarantolino), 990 nucleotides. RefSeq names its product SKI8 subunit of superkiller complex (gene SKIC8). Gene Ontology annotation, cellular component: Cdc73/Paf1 complex. The transcript has 11 exons. The coding region runs from base 69 to 986 and encodes 305 amino acids. The record is from RefSeq and is a predicted model, not a curated record. NCBI's taxonomy places the organism in Eukaryota, Metazoa, Chordata, Lepidosauria, Squamata, Sphaerodactylidae. Gene Ontology annotation, molecular function: protein binding.
GGACGGGGAGGAGAGCGGCGGCGGCUGGGAGCAGAGCUUUUCUGUACCUGUCCAGUCUCUAUGAAGAAAUGACUACGCAGUACAGUAUUCUCUUCAAGCAAGAACAAGCCCACGACGACGCGAUCUGGUCGGUCGCCUGGGGCAAGAACAGAAACGACGGCUCUGAGACGGUGAUCUCCGGCUCCUUGGACGACCUGGUGAAAGUCUGGAAAUGGAACAGCGAAAAGCUGGACCUCAAGUGGACUUUGGAAGGUCAUCAGCUGGGGGUGGUCUCGGUGGAUAUCAGCCACACGGGAACCGUCGCGGCUUCGAGCUCUCUGGACGCCCACAUUCGCAUUUGGGACUUGGAGACGGGCAAGCAGAUAAAGUCGAUCGAUGCCGGACCUGUUGAUGCCUGGUCGCUGGCCUUUUCUCCCGAUUCCCAGUAUGUUGCCACAGGAAGUCAUAUAGGGAAAGUCAACAUUUUUGGAGUGGAGACUGGGAAAAAAGAAUACUCCUUGGACACCAGAGGCAAAUUCAUCCUUAGCAUUGCAUAUAGCCCAGAUGGAAAAUAUUUAGCCAGUGGCGCAAUCGAUGGCAUUAUCAAUAUUUUUGACAUUGCAACCGGGAAACUUCUGCACACGCUGGAAGGCCACGCAAUGCCUAUUCGUUCCCUGACGUUCUCCCCAGACUCCCAGCUGCUUGUCACGGCCUCGGAUGACGGCUACAUCAAAAUUUACGACGUGCAGCACGCCAACUUGGCAGGGACGCUGAGCGGUCAUGGAUCCUGGGUGUUAAACGUCGCGUUUUGUCCGGACGACACCCAUUUCGUUUCCAGCUCGUCUGAUAAAACCGUGAAAGUUUGGGAUGUGCCUACAAGGACCUGCGUCCACACCUUCUAUGACCACCAGGACCAGGUCUGGGGCGUGCAGUAUAACGGAAACGGCUCCAAAAUUGUAUCGGUGGGCGACGACCAGGAAAUCCACAUUUAUGACUGUCCAAUUUAAGCUC